AUGGCGGAGCAACAAAUAGAUUUCAGCCGUCUUCGCAACCGCGAUGAGCUCGUGAUCGACGAACUCGUAAACAAAUUUCUCCUCGCAGCCGAUGCGCCUCCUCGUACCCCUGAUCGCCGAGAGAAAAUCAUAGAAUUCUUCUCGUGCAUUCAGCAUUUUUCCAAGACCGGCCACGUUCUGUGUGUUUUCACUACUUUGAUCCGUCUCGCAAGCUGUAUUCCUCAUGACCACAGUUGGCAGCGGGAUCUAGCCACAGUUUUUGAGCAGAUGUUUGAGAAUGUAGUUGGAUGGAAGAAACUGGAUGAAUUUGAAAAGCAACUGGAGAAACGGUGGAUAUUUAAUCCCUGGUGUAGCGACGAGCAGAUUCUCAACGAUAUCAAGACUUUCCAAGUUGACGAAUGGAUAAAUCUCAAUGCCUUCGUUGCAGGCCUAUACGGUGAACUGGGCCGUGGCUUUUCCUCCUUUGCCAGCUCCGGGAUGAGUCUCGCGCUUGACACGUGGAACGACAAGCCUGAGGAAUGGAUUCAUGAUGAGAAGAUUUUCGACUACUGUUGGCGAGCUCUGGACUCGAUGGACGAAAUAGAGAAGAAGCUGUUGUCAGGACUCAAAUUCGUGAUUGAUGCGGACGAAAAUGUUAGGGUGGUGAAUUGUCAGGAGGAACUAGAUUCAGCACACGCCACUUGA
Messenger RNA from Metarhizium acridum CQMa 102, 684 nucleotides. NCBI's taxonomy places the organism in Eukaryota, Fungi, Ascomycota, Sordariomycetes, Hypocreales, Clavicipitaceae. The record is from RefSeq and is a predicted model, not a curated record.